Molecule: messenger RNA, 2695 nt
Organism: Zophobas morio
Lineage: Eukaryota; Metazoa; Arthropoda; Insecta; Coleoptera; Tenebrionidae
Gene: Cul5
Product: Cullin 5
Exons: 7
Coding region: 317-2656 (779 amino acids)
Biological process (GO): SCF-dependent proteasomal ubiquitin-dependent protein catabolic process; protein ubiquitination
Cellular component (GO): Cul5-RING ubiquitin ligase complex; SCF ubiquitin ligase complex
Molecular function (GO): protein-macromolecule adaptor activity; ubiquitin protein ligase binding
Source: RefSeq, a predicted model, not a curated record
UUGGGUUGAUAUCCAUACCGUUUACAAUGAUUAAACCACGAUAAACAUCAAAGUUGUUAUUUCUGUCCAUAAUUUCUUGACUCUAGAUGUCACGAGAGGGCUCCCAGUGAACACUAUUUACAUGGCCAACUGAUGCGUAGGUAACAUUAUUCCAUUUACCGGAACGUGAAUGGAUGAAAGAUACGCAACCCAUCAAUUCUACAACCGUGAUUUGGGGUGUUCUGUGGACAUGACAAAACCCGCUGAGCUGAAGGGCCCUGAUCGACAAUUUAAUUCAAUGUAAAUACAUAUCAGUUAUUUCGACGAAUUAUUUCAAAUGCCAAUCGUAACCUCUAAAAUGCUUAAGGGAAAGGGCCAAUUAAAAUUUGAAGACAAAUGGCCUCUGAUGCGCCCCAUUGUUUUGAAACUGUUAAAGCAAGAGCCCGUAUCUCCAGCAGAAUGGCAAGAGUUAUUUUAUGAUGUACAUUUAGUCUGCCUGUGGGAUGAAAAAGGUCCUGCGAAACUAAGGGAUCACCUACAGGAAGACAUUGUACAGUUUAUUAAACAAGCCCAAGCACGUGUGCUAGCCCAAAGGCAAGAUGAAGCUUUGUUAAAGGCGUACAUAGCAGAGUGGCAAAAGUUUUUUACACAAUGCAACUAUUUACCUACACCAUUUAGACAAUUAGAGACUUCUUUACAAGGAAAAACAUCAGGAACAGCUAAUGUACAAAGUGGGAGUGGGAAAAAGGGAGCCACUGAUGAAAGCAUAGUCAGGAAGUUAAUGCUUGACUCUUGGAAUGAGAGCAUUUUUAAGGACAUCAAACAUCGACUUCAAGAUAGUGCCAUGAAGCUCGUGCAUGCCGAGAGAAAUGGAGAAGCAUUUGACGCUCAACUUGUAAUAGGUGUUAGAGAAUCAUAUGUCAACCUGUGCUCUAAUACAUAUAACAGAUUACAAAUAUACAGAGAAAACUUCGAAGCGGCGUACAUCCAAAGCACAGAGAUGUUCUACAGACUGAAAGCCCCCGAACAAUUGGAAAGUAAUGGUGUUCAAUCUUAUAUGCGCUAUGCGGACAGUAAGUUAAGGGAAGAAGAAGCACGCGCUCAACGUUACCUUGAAGCUGGAAGUAAUGGAGUUAUCCAAUGCUGUGUUAAAGUUUUAGUCAGUAAUACGCUUUCCGUUCUUCUGGCGGAGUGUGCACCGUUAAUUAAAGCCGGAGAAACCGAAAGGCUUCAGUUAAUGUUUCGAUUGCUGGAGAGAGUUCCAGAAGGAGUGCAACCGAUGUUGACUGAACUAGAAAAUCACAUUAUUCAAGCUGGUUUAGCCGAUAUGGUUGCAGCCGCGGAUAUAAUUACACAGGAUUCAGAGAAAUAUGUGGAAAGACUUCUAGAAUUGUUUAGGAAAUUCAGUAAACUAGUUCAUGAUGCAUUUUCUGAUGAUCCUCGAUUUUUAACCGCAAGGGAUAAAGCAUUUAAAGCUGUCGUCAACGAUACCACGGUGUUUAGGUUAGAAUUGAACACUGGAAGGAACGCGGGUGGGAAAGUCGUGGCUCCUGAAAGUAAAUGCCCAGAGCUCUUAGCGAAUUAUUGCGAUAUGUUGUUAAGACGAACGCCUUUAUCUAAGCGUCUUACAAGUGAAGAAAUCGAAACAAGGCUCAAGGAUGUUUUGCUAGUGCUUAAGUAUAUAUCGAAUAAGGAUGUUUUUAUGCGUUAUCAUAAGGCCCAUUUAACGAGAAGAUUAAUUUUAGAUGCGAGCGCGGAUAGUGAAAAAGAAGAAGAUAUGGUGGAGUGGUUGCGCGAAGUUGGUAUGCCUGCAGACUAUGUAAACAAAUUAGCGCGAAUGUUUCAAGAUAUUAAAGUUAGUGAAGAUUUGAAUGGACAAUUUAGAGCUUCCACUGCUAGACAUGAUGCAAUUAAUAUUAAAAUAUUGAAUGCUGGUGCUUGGGCGCGAGGUUCAGAGCGUGUCACUGUCAGUUUGCCGGUUGAACUUGAGGACUACAUCCCAGAAGUAGAAGAAUUUUACAAGAAGAAACACUCAGGAAGAAAAUUACAAUGGUACCAUCACAUGAGUAAUGGCACAAUCACAUUUGCUACCAAUGGCGGGAAAUUCGAUUUAGAUGUAACUACUUUUCAAAUGGCUGUGCUGUUUGCAUGGAAUCAACGACCACAUGACAAGAUUACAUACGAAAAUCUGCGACUAGCAACCGAACUUCCAGAUGGUGAACUAAGACGAACUUUAUGGUCGCUAGUCGCUUUCCCCAAAUUGAAAAGACAACUGUUGUUGAUGUCACCAAGUGUCAGCGCACCAAAAGAUUUUACAGAACAUACAGUCUUCUGGGUGAAUCAGGAUUUUGCACUUAUUAAAAACGCAAAACCACAAAAGCGAGGAAAGGUUAAUUUGAUUGGACGUUUACAAUUGAGUACAGAAAGGUCACAGAUGGAAGAUAAUCAGUCCAUUGUACAACUCAGAAUACUCAGGACUCAAGAAGCUAUUAUUAAGAUCUUGAAAAUGAGGAAGAGAAUAUCGAACGCCUCUUUGCAAACUGAGUUGGUGGACAUUUUGAAAAACAUGUUUCUUCCUUCUAAGAAAAUGAUCAAGGAACAAUUAGAGUGGCUGAUUGAACACAAGUAUAUGAAAAGAGAUGACGAUGAUAUUAAUACAUUUAUUUACAUUGCAUAAAGUUGUUACAAAUAAUAAAACAUUUGUUACAUACCUAAA